Molecule: messenger RNA, 2307 nt
Organism: Tigriopus californicus
Lineage: Eukaryota; Metazoa; Arthropoda; Copepoda; Harpacticoida; Harpacticidae
Product: glutamate receptor ionotropic, delta-2-like
Exons: 1
Coding region: 86-1879 (597 amino acids)
Cellular component (GO): membrane
Molecular function (GO): glutamate-gated receptor activity
Source: RefSeq, a predicted model, not a curated record
UACUGGCCUAUUGGACCUAAUUAGAAGCUCGUGAAGUUAUUUUCGACUUGAGGAUAUUUAAGAAAUAGACUUCGACCCGAAAGCUAUGUUGUUUUGGACCUGGACAGCCUUAUGGUUCCUUGGUGGAACCAUAGAGUGCAUGGACCUUGAGCUUUUGAGACCUUUAACAAACCCAUCGUCAUCAGUGUACAAAGAGAGGCUGGCCUUUGUUCUCGGAUCCAGUGAACAUUUGCCACCAGAAGAUGUCUCGGCGAUACAAAAGCUCUUUCCUAAAUCGGAAGUGACUGGCGACUUUAGAUGUCAUGAGGAUGAAUGGAAAGUCCUUUUUGACGUCCGAGAUAAUCCGAACUUUGAUCUGCAGGAAGAAUGUGGAUAUAUCUUCAUUGUCUUGAGGAACAUAAAUGCCACGACGGGUAUGAUCUUCCAAAAGAAGCCUUCAUGUGUCUCCAAAGUAUUUUCGUUGUCAAUGGAGGCCCAUCGGAUUCUGAUCUAUGAGCAUUAUUUAAGUUUCAAUGGAGAUCAUGUUACCAAAUUAAUUGAGAUCUGGGCAGGCGAGACUUUGAUGCUAGAAGCCAAUUCCUUCGAGGAGCGAAGAAGCUAUCUAAAAGGUGCCAAAUUUGCCAUUGGUAUUCUGAGUUUGCCCAUGUUCAAUGUUAUUCCUGAAUCCGGACCAAAGAACGCUUAUGGCUUCAGCAUUGAUGUGUUAAAAGUUCUGCAAGAAAAUAUGAAAUUUCAAUACGAAUUUGUCGAAGAGUCGGACGCCAAAUAUGGCGAACGUCUUCCUAAUGGAACUUGGACCAGUCUUCUUGGAAAACUUCAACGGCAAGAGAUCCAUUUCUCAGUCGCCGCUCUUGGCGUGGUCCAUGAAAGAAACGAGAUUGUGGACUUUGUUUCAUUGAGCACAAGGUUACAAUACAUAAUCAUGACUUGGACUAUUCCAGGAGGAAGUCGACCCAUUCUCGACAUGUUUGAUACCGAUGUCAAAAUCCUGGGCAUUGUAACUACUGUCCUUCUUAUCGCGUUCUCAUUGGUGCUACUCCCCCCCAAUCAGGUCGGGUUCGAGGCUUCCGUGGGAGGACUUUUGAAUCAAUUCGGAGCUUUGGUGUCCCAAGGGGCCUCGGAUGAUCUCAUUCGAAUCUCAAGGAAGAUCUUGUUACUCUCAGCGUUGGUUUUUGGAUGGUUCGCUUUGAAUGUCUUUUCGGCUCGGCUGAUUUCGAAUCUAAGCAUUGGCUUGAGCUCUGACCAAAUCAAGUCUAUCCAAGAUAUUGAAACCUACGGUUUUGAUCUGUUCAUCAAUGGAAUAGGAUCAGAGUUGGUCAUGUUCAAGAACGCCCCCGAUGGGUCGCUGAACAAGAGACUCUGGAAUACCAAGAUUAGUCAAAACCAAAAGUUCCACUCUAAGGAUGUGAUGGAAAGCUUCGUGGACAAAAAGGAUCUCAAGUCGGCCGCCAUUUAUCUAGACACCUUGGUGGCAAAUUGGGUCUCAGAUCAUCCGGACCAAGGCUGCCAGAUUGAGACAAGACCCAUGGAAGCUCAAGUUGAGCUUGCUUUUGGCUUCAGCAAGGGCUUCAAACUUCGGAAGUUGUUUGAUUAUCAAAUCAGGAAAAUGGAUCAGUCCGGAGUGCUCCACAAGCUUAAGCAGAAAUGGUUGUAUCCCACAGAGACCAAUCGAGAAUACAUAUGCUCAGAUAACUCGCCAGAGGUUCUAGAGGUGGACUUUAGGAAUGUUUUUGAAUUCUUUAAAAUUCUUAUAGUGGGCACCGUUAUGAGCUUGAUUAGCUUCUGUCUGGAGAUGCUCAGAGCUAGAAUGAGAGACUCGAGGAUCGACAAACCAUCCGAUUCCUCCAGCGUGUUUUCUUCUUUGGUCCAAAAUAAUUGAUUUAUUCUAAUGAGCCGAAACACAUUUGUAUCGUCAAAAAGACUGUUGAUAUAUGAUUGCAUGAAAUAAAAUUCAUUCCAUCUUAUUCUGCAUCGUACGUUGUGGCGGGAAAAAUACUUGAAUCUUUAUUCUUGAGUGAAGUUUCAUUGGUAGAGAUCAAUCUUUCGGUUUGAUAGAUUAUUUUGCUAUCCUGAAGGGAAUCUAGGUCAGCUCGAAUCAGCGACAAUUUCUUGGACUAAUGUGUUAAAUCUGGCUUUUUAGAAUGACCACUUUUCCAGAUUCCAGGACUUUGAACGUUACCGGGCGGUUGGUUUAGAGUUUGAGCAGACCUGCGUCAAUCAUUUUGUAAGCGUAAUUAGUCACAAUUACAAAAACCAUUGGCCUGAUGUGUAAGUAAUAACAAUUAUUUUCCUUUUAUACUUUUUCUU